Molecule: messenger RNA, 456 nt
Organism: Lepidothrix coronata (blue-crowned manakin)
Lineage: Eukaryota; Metazoa; Chordata; Aves; Passeriformes; Pipridae
Gene: SPCS1
Product: signal peptidase complex subunit 1
Exons: 4
Coding region: 86-391 (101 amino acids)
Biological process (GO): protein targeting to ER
Cellular component (GO): endoplasmic reticulum membrane; signal peptidase complex
Source: RefSeq, a predicted model, not a curated record
CCCCCGGUCCCCGCCUCGCCGGGCAUCGCGGGCAGCAGCACCCUGACGAGCAGCAGCGGGAGGAGGCCGCAGAGGCGCCGCCGCCAUGCUGAGCGUGUUCCGCUCCAUCCCCACGCAGAUGGACUACAAGGGCCAAAAAUUAGCAGAACAGAUUUUUCAAGGAAUCAUUCUUGUCUCUGCAGUAAUUGGUUUUAUCUAUGGAUACGUCACUGAACAGUUUGGAUGGACUGUCUACAUAGUUAUGGCUGGAUUUGCUUUAUCAUGUUUGCUGACUCUCCCUCCAUGGCCCAUGUACCGCCGCAACCCCCUCAAGUGGCUGCCUGUGCAGGAGUCGGGCACGGAAGACAAGAAGGCAGCAGACAGAAAGCCAAAGAGACACGCUAAAAGCUAAAAAUUGCCGUUCUUCACACUGUUACUUUGUUAAAUUUUGUUAAAUGAAUUUCCACUGGGAGAUAC